CUGACAGUCAGUUUUGCAAUGUCAACACUUUCUACACUCGUGAUUUUUUACUCUUUGACUGUCGUUGUCUCUCACUUCACAACUGGAUAGCGUUGGGCUUUCUUCUGCAAUUAUGGCUGCUUAAGGAUGAUUCAACAUGGCAUGUGGUGUGUGAGGGCCAUGUACCACAGUGAUGGCUGUGGAGGACAGUAAAAGUGUUGUGAGAACUGUUGUCAAAGAAAGUCUGUGAUAAACCUAGUCUUCAUUUGUGAUCUCAGCUUUGUUUAUAUCUUAAUUUAUUGCUCUUUGUUCUGAAUCAGCAUUAAUUAUUAUCUUUACACCAAAUACUGCAAAUUCAGGGAUACAAGGAUGUACAUAAAGGAAAGAUUGAUCUUUCUGAGAAAAAGAUGAAAGUUUUAUUAUUUUGCAUUUGAGCUCCCGAAUUGGAGUUAGAAUAUAAUCAUGCCGUUGGCACAUUUUGACAUGGAAUGUGGGCCAAAAUGUCGGUCUGAACGGCAUGCACAAGAUUUGAAUGCUGCCAUUACUCGAGGCAGCCUCCGAGAAAUCCAGGCAUACUUCAAGCUUUGCCACAAUGCUGGAUGCAUGUCAGACUCUUUUAGAAGAACGGCCUUGCACCUGGCUGCAUCAUGUGGGAAGUGUGAAAUUGUUGACUGGUUGCUGACGACAAAGAAAUCAGAUCUGUCUGCUAAAGAUGAGGAGUCGGGAUGGACGGCCUUACAUCGAGCUGUAUUCUAUGGUCAGCUGGGGGCAGUGAGGAUACUGCUACAGGCAAUGCCUGAUCUUACAAUUCGAGACCGAGAAGGUCUUGGACCUUUAGACAUCAUACAGAAAGAUAGGCCUGGCUAUGUGACCUACUCAUCUAAAGAUGAGAAUGAGGUUUACUCAUGGGGAGACAACUCCAACCUGACUCUGGGUCAUUCGGUAGAGCAGAGGCGACCUGUGCCAGAGGCUGUGGAUACUUUCCGAAAACUACAGUUUAAUGUUCAGCAGGUUGUGUUGUGUAAGUACCACACUGUUUUCCUGACAGCCUGUGGUAAGGUGCUGACAUGUGGUCAUGGUCAAGGGGGAAGACUGGGUCAUGGAGAUGAACAGACCUGUCUGAUACCACGUGUGGUGGAGGCCAUAGGGAAGGACAUGUGCAUCCAUGUGGCAGCUGCUAGAGGCCACACUGUGUUCCUCAUGCAAGGGGGGACUGUUUACACUUGUGGACUGAAUGAUUGUCACCAACUAGGACAGUUUCCCCUACCCCAGAAAAGCCUGGCCCCGAAACUGGUCAAUCAUAAAAUGUUGAAGGGUAAACGAAUCAGUGGCAUAUGUGCUGGCCGUUUCCACACAGUGAUAACCACAUCAGACUCGCCCAACGCUGUGUACACAUUCGGACUGAAUGCAGGACAGUUGGGUCACCCUAAGGGAGAGGUGUACCAGAGCCAGCCCAGAUUAGUGGCCUACCUCAACCAUGAGCACUUCAGCAUUGAGAUGGUGGCGUGUUCUGAUGCAGCCGUAGUCUGUCUGACCACCCAGGGAGAUAUUUAUGUGCUACACAAAUAUCAGUGCCGUAGGGUUGCUAAUAGAUGGCAGGACAUAACAAAGAUAGAAGUGAGCGGUGGACACCUUGACCACCAGGCUGACCGGGAUUUGUUACGAGAGUAUGGAGGCACUGAGCUGACCAUAGCUCUUCUCCACUCGACAGGCAGGGUAUUCCUGUGGAAACAGUCGAGCCUGACAGUGAAGCGAUGCCACUGGGCUAUACGCCGCCCCCUAGUGGUGAGUGACAUGGCACUCAGCUCCCAGAACCUGGUUGUUGUCACAGAGGACGGGGAAGGAUUUGUGGGUCAUGUUAGUCAGUGCAAAGCUCAGGCACAACCAAAACAGCAAGAAUCGGCAGGAGGAGAUAACUUUGCCAUGAUUCGCCUAAUGGACCUGCUACUUAAGGAUGAAGUGGAGGAGGUACAGGUUCAUCGCAUUCCGUUGAUUUUCAGGGCGACGCGCGUAUCUACAGACAGGAAGGGGCGCAACUACGUUGUGACUCAGACUACUCCGAAUUCAUGUUUGACUGACGUGCCAUCAGUGUCUUCUUCCAGCAUGGUGUCUGAUCUCAGAGCGUUACUGGAGGAGGCUGAUCCAGCAGACACAAUCCAUGAUGUACUGAUCAAGGUUGGACAUGACUACUUUCCAGCACAUAAAUACAUCCUUGCAUAUCGCAGUGAAUACUUCAAGAAGCUGCUUAGUAUAGAACAGGAUGACGACGACGAAAAGGUUGCAGAGAUAGCUCUAGAUGAUGAUGUUCACCCUGCAAUUUUCAAACAACUCCUACUGUUCAUAUACACAGAUACAUGCGAUCUUCUGCGGAUAGGCGCGCGCUUUGAGUUGAUGCAGGUUCCAUGUCUCAGCGCCAGAAAUGACAUCUUUGAUUUUGAGCCGCACUUUAGCGUCAGUGAGACCUCAGCUGUAGAGAAGACAUGCCCUGAGGCUGGACAGAAAACAAAAGUGAAACGAAAAAAGAAAAAUGGACUUAAGAGUCAGUUGUCUGGUGAGGCCGAGAAAAAACCACAGAAUGGUAAAAGUCCCAUUAAGAUGCUUCAAGACUUGGCCAAGAGAUACAGUGUCAAAGCUCUGUCCAAGCGGCUGGAAUCUGUGAAGUUUGUUGAUGGUAUUGUGCAGUCCAGUGGAAAGUCCAUCCCUAAACCAAAUUUGAAAUUUGAUCGGAAAAAGCUGGCCUCCCUGUACGAUGUUGCCAUAGAAGGAGAAGAUGGGCAUGUGGUUCAGUGUCACAAGUGUAUAGCUGUGGCCAGACUAGAGUACUUCCACAGCAUGAUGGCCAGGGGAUGGAUUGAGACAUCCAACACUGCAGCCCUGUCUCUGCCCAUACCUGGUGACUAUCUGGAGACCAUUUUAGAUUUCCUCUACGCUGGAGAUGCACCAGGAAUUCGAGGUUGCAGUGACACAGAGAGACUGUGUAAUGUACUAGUGGUGGCUGACCAGUUGUUGAUAAUAGCCCUGAAGGAGAUGUGUGAAGUAGCCCUGGCUAGUCUCUUGACACUACGGAAUGCUGGAGACAUGCUGGAGUUUGCCUCCAUGUACAACGCUACACAGCUGAGAGCCACCUGUCAGCAGUACAUCUGUCUGAACCUUGCCAGUAUACUGGAGGCCAGGGGGCUUGAAGUGCUCAGUGAUGAUGUAAUGGCAGAAUUGACCCAGUAUUACAGGAAUAUGGUGCCGGCCAUGUGUCGGCGUCAGAUCACACCCUAUGACGAGGGCCCAGGGAGAGACUAUCUGGAGGCCUUAGCAGCUGACUAUCAUGGGGAUGAGGAGGAGUUUGGGGCAGGGGACAGCGCCAGAAAGAAACCUAAACCAAAGAGGAAACGGGCACGGCAAAAGAGCACUGGAGAGGAGGCUGGUGCAGGCAGCUGCGCGACUAGCCUGUUUGGUAGACGCACAGACAGACAGACGUCCAUCAGUUCAGAGACCAGUGUCAGGUCUGAAGAAGAGGAGAUGGACGUCAUGGGAGAGGAGCAACAUGAACUGGCGAAACCAUCAGCUGAUCACCAUGUGACCUCAGCCCGACCUGCCCAAAAACGAGUUGAAAACAACCCAUGGAACAUGGCCUCCAGUCCUCCUAUGUCAGAGUUACCUACCCCUGACAGCCCUCAGUCUGGCGUCAGCCUCCGUGGGAUCAUGACCGAGGAAGGGGAUGUUCAUAAACCGGAUGGUGCCAGGUCUGCCAGUGUUGCUCUAAAAAAGUCAACAAAGCUGUCUCAGAAAGAAAGGAAGAAACUUCUGGCUGCCAAAAACCGAGUACCCUCAGUAGCAGAGACGUCAGCGUCUAAGGGCCCUGUCGCUUCUCCCUGGGGUGGAGAUGCUGGGCAUGGGACCAGUUCUGUAGCGACACCUUGGGGAGGAGUGAGUCGGGUCGUACAGUCUUUCAGGGAUCUGAUAUUAGAAGACAAAGAGCUGGCAGUACCUGCUUCUGUGUCUAUAGCCCGAGGUGCAGGACCCUCUCUCAGGACCCCCACAUCUCCUUUAGCUGUGUCUAUGCCAGCCCGCGGAGUGCCACCCACACUCAAGAGCCCCACCUCUCCAAAUAGUGGAAGCAUCAUCAGCUGGGGGUUACCUAUCAGUCCUGUACAGAGAGGCCGUACUGCCAGUGCUAGUGCAGCUCCGACCCCGGUCUCCCCUUCUUCCCCAACGGACAACCCCUGGCUUAGUAAGACCCCUCCAACGGCCGCAGCCUCACUCAGUUUCUCCGAGAUUGUCCGUGACGAGAUCAAGAGACAGGAUAACCUAGUCAGAAAUACCAAUAAACCGCUUGGUCUAAUACAGAUUGAGGAACGAGCAAUACAAGAAUUACUUCAGCAUUAUCGGGCAGAUGAGAAUGUUGAUGAGUGUAUUACUGUAGAGAGGGUAUCCUCAGCUGCGGCUGCGCCCCUGUGGGCAGUGGACAGAAAGUGAGUCAAAGGGCCCGGCACAUCAUAUUGCUUACCGUCUCUGCACACUUAGUCUUAGUGUGUAGACUAAGGUCUGCCAGAUUUAAUUUUGUAAGACAACCCAGAAUUUGAAGAUCACGUGAUCAUGUGAUCCUAGCAUGUGUCAGAUGUAAUGUAUUGUACUCUGUCAGUGACUAGUAUGUUCUGGUUGUACAAAAAACAUUACGCAUGAUCUACAGAAAUACUCCGGGAAGCUAAAAAUGACACAUAUACAACGAAUGCACGGUCGCAGACAACGACUCAAAAAUAGGCAGUUAUCUGCGCCAUAACAUUUUGUUGAAGUUUUAAUUUACAAGUAGGUCAAUUCUGCGUAGCGCUGGCUUCAUCACACAUUCAGUCACUCCCCAAUUUACAUGAUUGUCAUAAUUAUACAGGGAAACCUUAACUCUGUGGUUUAGGUGUAGGGAAACCUUAACUCUGUGGUUUAGGUGUAGGGAAACCUUAACUUUGUGGUUCAGGUGUAGGAAUUUACAUCAUUGUAGGUGCAUUAGGAGUGGAUGGAAAUAUAGUAAUGGCUGUGGACUGGAAUCGUUUUGUGAAACAACACAUAUUCAUUUCUUGUUUAGAAUGGGUGCUGCCACACGAUCUUAAAAGGACAGAUUAUGCGGGCAAAGCAAUCUGAACGCAGUCUCUUAUUAUACCAAAGAGAUAAAUUUAUCUCGUAAGAAAUGUAUUAUACAUUUAACAAAUAUUUGUGUCAACAACAUGUAAAAUACUCUUAUAAAUAGGUGUAGAUAUCAAUUUGAUGUAUAUAUUUUCUACAAACUCAGGAUGCGAGAUUUCACAGGCUGUACCUCUUGUAUAUAAUUGUAUUGUAUAUAUAAGUUUUGCAUCAGAUUAUCUUAGUUCUUCAAUCUUUCCAACCACUACUGCGACCAAUAUUGUCAGACAUUCUGAGAGAACUAUGGGAUGCAGAGAAAUAAUCUGCACAGUUUUAUCAAGCUUGAAUCUUUUUUGGUGUCAUUGGUGUCAACAGAUCAUUUUAUGGUGUCAUUCUCAUAAUAAUUGUAUGCAUAAAUUCCGCUAAAAAAGUGCUUUGGAGGUCGAAAAGGUUGAAGAUUUAGAGUAAUGGUGACUUGAAACUACAUACACCCCAAUUCCUCAACUUUUUUCAUAUGAAAGAGCAAAUUUCAUUGCGAUAUAUGCACCUUUCUAGUUUGACUUUGGAAACAAAGCUACAUUGGUCGGGAUGGUUAUAUUCAAGGCUUGACCAAAAGUAUAGUUUUAUUAGUUCACACAGAAUAAU
This is a messenger RNA of Liolophura sinensis, 5730 nucleotides long. Its product is annotated as inhibitor of Bruton tyrosine kinase-like. Lineage: Eukaryota; Metazoa; Mollusca; Polyplacophora; Chitonida; Chitonidae. The record is from RefSeq and is a predicted model, not a curated record. The transcript has 26 exons. Gene Ontology annotation, molecular function: protein binding. Bases 442 to 4449 code for a protein of 1335 amino acids.